AUGGGCAUUGAUGUGAAUCAGACUGACAGUUUAAAGAAAACUGCUUUGCAUUUGGCAGUUGAACAUGACGCAUUUGAAGCUUGCAAAUUACUUUUUAAGAAAGGUAUAAACCAAGAUCAAAGAGAUUCUGAAGGCUGCUUCCCUGCUCAUUACACACUUGAAACAGAGAACAAAAGAAUGUUGUUAUUCUUAAUGGAGAAAGGUUACACGCCUGACUUUUGCGCAUUUGAGUUGGACAUCGAUUUCGUUCAUAAUUAUUAUGAUAAGUUUUAUUAUAAACAUCACAAGGAUGAAAGAAGAAGAGGUUGGGUAUUUGUCGGAUAUUAA
This is a messenger RNA of Trichomonas vaginalis G3, 327 nucleotides long. RefSeq names its product inversin family. Gene Ontology annotation, molecular function: protein binding. The record is from RefSeq and is a predicted model, not a curated record. The coding region runs from base 1 to 327 and encodes 108 amino acids. Lineage: Eukaryota; Parabasalia; Trichomonadida; Trichomonadidae. The transcript has a single exon.